CUAUAACCAUAAUUGGAUAACCUAAAAUUUUUAUUUUAAAUUGACGAAAUAAUACAGUUUUCAAUACUAAAAGAAGUUAAGUUUAAACUGUAGCUUAUAUAGCAUGAACUAUUCGUUGUGAAAUUCAAACAUGGAGGAAGAAAGUAAUUGGAGAAACAGCAUACAUUUACAAUUACAAAAUAGAAAUAAGUACCAGACAGAGCGCUUUCAGGAUCUAAUUGCCUUUCAGAACAAACUUUUUGAUCAUGCCAAUUCUUUACGAAUUGAAAAUGUUCAAUUAUCAGUACAAUUAGAGAAAUUCAAAGAAGGUUUUGUAAGUACAUCUACACCUUCAGUAAACGAGUCACGACUGCAUGAAAGGAUUCAACAAUUAGAGCAUAAGCUUAUGACCCAACAAGAGGAAUUAACAGAUUUGCACAAAAGAAAAGGAGAGAAUGCACAACAAAUAAUUGAUCUUAAUAGUAAACUUCAAGAAAGAGAAAAAAUGCUUGCAUCGAAAGAAGUUAGUUUGGCAGAAAGUUUAGCACAAAACCAAAGUUUGCGUACUGAAAUUAGAAGGUACCAAAAUAGCAUAAAGGAAUUAGAAAAUCUCAACCAAAUCAUUAGAGAUGAACACCAGGCACUUCAGAUUGCCUUUGCAUCCUUAGAAGAUAAACUGAGAAAAGCACAGGAAGAAAAUAGACAGUUGGUGGAGCGAUUGAUUAAUUACAAGGCCAAAGAUGCGGAUCGUAUGAAUGAAGAGAACGACAACUUUCUGAAUGAGUCAUCAAAACGCUCAUCCCUUUUUUUGGGUUCUUUUACUCUUUUCAGGAAAAGAAACGCUAAAGUUCAAAAAGAACUAGAAGAUGCUACAAAAGACGCACGAGCUGUUAGCCCUGACGAUAUGAUUUGUGUGGGUGCCCCUUGUCAAUCCGUCGUGCCAACUAAGUGCAUUAUUAAAUUUGAAGCCCAUGAUGGUGAAGUUAAUGCAGUUAGAUGGAGCCACUUAGAACGUUUGGUAGCUACAGGUGGUGCUGAUCGAAGGGUAAAAUUAUGGGACGUUUCGAAAGGUUCGUAUGAGUUACGCGGAGUGUUAGUCGGUAGUAACGCGGGUGUUAUGUCAGUGGAAUUCGAUAAUUCGGGGACGUUGUUACUUGGUGCUUCGAAUGACUUUGCUAGCAGGGUUUGGACCAUCAGCGAUUUUCGAUUAAGGAAACCAUUCGUCGGUACCGUACCAGUGACUAAGAAGCUAUGCAUCGGUACCGUACCGUUGACAAAGAAGUGUUUCACUGUUUUUUAUUUAUCUAUAAGUUCCUUACCGGUGACCAAGAAACUGUUCAUCGGCACCAUGCCUUUGAUUAAGAAACCAUUCAUCGGUACCGUACCAGUGACUAAGAAGCUAUGCAUCGGUACCGUGCCGUUGACAAAGAAGUUAUUCACUGUUAGUGUAUUUUAUUUAUCUAUCAAUUCCGUACCGGUGACCAAGAAACUAUUCAUCGGCACCAUACCGGUGAUUAAGAAACCAUUCAUCGGUACCGUAGCAGUGACUAAUAAUUUAUGUACCGGUACCGUACCAGUGACUAGGAAUAUAUGCAUCGGUACCGUACCGGUGACCAAGGAACUAUUUAUCGGUACCAUACCGGUUAUUAAGAAACCAUUCGUCGGUACCGUACCAGUGACUAAGAAGCUAUGCAUCGGUACCGUACCGGUGACCAAGGAACUAUUCAUCGGUACCAUACCGGUUAUUAAGAAACCAUUCGUCGGUACCGUACCAGUAACUUAG
Messenger RNA from Agrilus planipennis (emerald ash borer), 1762 nucleotides. Its product is annotated as autophagy-related protein 16-like. NCBI's taxonomy places the organism in Eukaryota, Metazoa, Arthropoda, Insecta, Coleoptera, Buprestidae. Gene Ontology annotation, cellular component: autophagosome membrane. Gene Ontology annotation, biological process: autophagosome assembly. The coding region runs from base 131 to 1762 and encodes 543 amino acids. The transcript has 9 exons. Gene Ontology annotation, molecular function: protein binding. The record is from RefSeq and is a predicted model, not a curated record.